AUGUGUAAGCUAAUAAUUUGGGAUGAAGCACCCAUGGUAAACCGUCAUGCUAUUGAAGCUGUAGAGAAAAUGUUUAGAGAUGUUACCGAUUGUGACUUGCCUUUUGGUGGGAAAGUCAUAAUUCUUGGAGAAGAUUUUCGACAGGUUCUACCAGUAGUACCAAGAGGGAAAAAAGAAGACAUAAUGAAGACUAGCUUAGUUUUCUCAGAUUUAUGGCCUUUAUAUUUACAACUACCUUUAGUUGGAAAUAUAAGAGCAAAAUUAGAUCCUAAUAUUAAUCAUUCUGAAGGUUUAUGUAAUGGGACAUGCCUUACUUGUCGGAAGUUUAAUAGAAAUGUAAUUUUGGCUGAAAUCACAGUUGGUGCAUAUCAUGGAAAAUAUGUGUUCUUACCAAGGAUUCCCUUUGUACCUCUUCAAAAUGAUCGAAAUUCAAUUCAAUUUGAGAGGACUCAAUUCCCAAUUAGACCUUACUUUGCAAUGACAAUAAAUAAAGCACAAGGCCAAAUCUUAAAUUUUGUUGGUUUAUACCUUCCAGAACCAGUUUUUUGCCAUGGACAACUAUAUGUAGCAUUAUCGAGAGCAAAAACAAGUAAAUCUUUGAAAAUUUUACUCAAAUUGUUAAAUGCAGACAAUUGA
Molecule: messenger RNA, 636 nt
Organism: Olea europaea var. sylvestris
Lineage: Eukaryota; Viridiplantae; Streptophyta; Magnoliopsida; Lamiales; Oleaceae
Product: ATP-dependent DNA helicase PIF1-like
Exons: 2
Coding region: 1-636 (211 amino acids)
Biological process (GO): DNA repair; telomere maintenance
Molecular function (GO): DNA helicase activity
Source: RefSeq, a predicted model, not a curated record